Messenger RNA from Lepus europaeus (European hare), 2935 nucleotides. RefSeq names its product inhibin subunit beta A (gene INHBA). Gene Ontology annotation, cellular component: extracellular region. The record is from RefSeq and is a predicted model, not a curated record. Bases 694 to 1968 code for a protein of 424 amino acids. The transcript is spliced from 2 exons. Gene Ontology annotation, molecular function: growth factor activity; cytokine activity; hormone activity. NCBI's taxonomy places the organism in Eukaryota, Metazoa, Chordata, Mammalia, Lagomorpha, Leporidae. Gene Ontology annotation, biological process: SMAD protein signal transduction; BMP signaling pathway.
GGAGCCCGAGGAGGGUGCUGUUUGCAGAGAGGUGUGUGAGAGAGCUGGGAGCAGAAGCGAAGCAGUCUGCCAGGGAACGCAGCCCCUCCCUCCCUAAUCACAGCCUCUACUCACGGGCUCCCUCCCUCUCCCAUUCACUCACUCACUUAGGGCCAAUCCGUUCUCUCUCUCUCUCCCUCUCUCUCUCCCUCUCUCUGUCUCCCUCCCUCCCUCUCUCCCUCUCUCCCUCCCUCACUCUCUCUGUCUCCCUCUCCCUUCCCCCUUCUCUCCCUCUCUCUUCUCACCCCCUCUCUCCUCUCUCCCUGUCUCUCUCUCCCUCCCAUCCUCUCUCUGUCUCUGUCUCCCCCCCCCCCACCCCGUGUCUCCCUCCCUCUCUCCCUCCCUCCUUCCUUCCCUCCCUCUUUCCUUCUCUCUUACUCGGAGACACUCAGAACUCUCCUCCCUGACAGCCACAAACCUACGGCACUGACUGCAUUCAGAGAGGGAACCUGCAAACAAAACUUCACAGAAAACUUUUUGUUCUUGUUCCAGAAAAUUUGCUGAAGAGGAGAAAGAGAAAAAAAAAAAAAAGGAAAAAAAAAAAAAAAGCACACCACCACCACUACCAAAAAAAAAAAAAAAGAACCUGUGCGAGAGGGGGGAGGAAACGCAGGGCCUUUAAAAAAGGCAAUCACAACAACUUUGGUUGCCAGGAUGCCCUUGCUCUGGCUCCGAGGAUUCCUGUUGGCAAGUUGCUGGAUCAUAGGGAGGAGUUCCCCCACGCCAGGAGCCGAGGGGCACAGCGCGGCCCCCGACUGCCCGUCCUGCGCGCUGGCCGCCCUGCCCAAGGAUGGACCCAACUCGCAGCCAGAGAUGGUGGAGGCGGUCAAGAAACACAUCCUGAACAUGCUGCACUUGAAGAAGAGACCCGAGGUCACGCAGCCGGUGCCCAAGGCGGCGCUUCUGAACGCCAUCCGCAAGCUUCAUGUCGGCAAGGUGGGGGAGAACGGGUUCGUGGAGAUCGAAGAUGACAUCGGAAGGAGGGCAGAACUCAAUGAGCUGAUGGAGCAGACCUCGGAGAUCAUCACGUUCGCCGAGUCAGGCACAGCCAGGAAGACGCUGCACUUUGAGAUUUCCAAGGAGGGCAGUGACCUGUCCGUGGUGGAGCGGGCGGAGGUCUGGCUUUUCCUAAAGGUCCCCAAGGCCAACAGGACCAGGACCAAAGUCACCAUCCGCCUCUUCCAGCAACAGAAGCACCCACAGGGCCUCCUGGACACAGGGGAUGAGGCCGAGGAGGUGGGCUUGAAGGGGGAGAGAAGCGAACUCUUGCUGUCGGAAAAGGUGGUGGAUGCUCGCAAGAGCACCUGGCACAUCUUCCCCGUCUCCAGCAGCAUCCAGCGGUUGCUGGACCAGGGCAAGAGCUCCCUGGACGUGCGGAUUGCCUGCGAGCAGUGCCAGGAGAGUGGUGCCAGCCUGGUGCUCCUGGGCAAGAGGAAGAAGAAGGAGGAGGAGGGGGAAGGGAAGAAGAAGGACGGAGGCGAAGGCGGGGCGGAGGAGGAGAAGGAGCAGUCGCACAGACCUUUCCUCAUGCUGCAGGCCCGGCAGUCGGAAGACCACCCUCAUCGCCGCCGCCGGCGUGGCUUGGAGUGUGACGGCAAGGUCAACAUCUGCUGUAAGAAACAGUUCUUUGUCAGCUUCAAGGACAUUGGCUGGAAUGACUGGAUCAUCGCUCCCUCUGGCUAUCACGCCAACUACUGCGAGGGCGAGUGCCCGAGCCACAUAGCAGGCACGUCGGGCUCCUCGCUCUCCUUCCACUCGACAGUCAUCAACCACUACCGCAUGCGGGGUCACAGCCCCUUUGCCAACCUCAAAUCGUGCUGUGUGCCCACCAAGCUGAGACCCAUGUCCAUGUUAUACUAUGACGAUGGCCAGAACAUCAUCAAAAAAGACAUUCAGAACAUGAUCGUGGAGGAGUGUGGCUGCUCAUAGAGCUGCCCGCCCUGAGGGAGGGGGAAGGGAGUGAGAGGUGUCCAGAAAAGACAGUGGCAAAAUGAAGACUUUUUUUUUUAAAGGUUUCUGAGUUAAACAACCAGAAAAAAAUAGAAAUUAAAAAAAAAAAAAAACUAACCUAAAAGCAAAACCUGAUCUGAUGAAACAGAUGAAGGAAGAUGUGGAAAAAAAAAAAAAAUCCUUAGCCAGGGCUCAGAGAUGAAGCAGUGAAGGAGACAGGAAUUGAGAGGGAAAGGGAGAAUGGUGUACCCUUCAUUUGUUCUGAAAUGAAACUGAUGAUGCCAGUUGUAAAUGGGGUAUUGUCCUCUCCCCCCUUGCAGUUCUCUUGCGAGCCCCGAAGUCGACUUGUCUAGUCUGCAGUAAUGGGGACUAACAUGACCCAAAUAGCAUCUAGAAAGCCAUGAGUUUGAAAGAGCCAGUCAUAGGCACUUUCCCACCCAAUUACCCAGGUCAUAAGGUAUGUCUGUGUGACCCGAUCUCUGUGUCUAUCAGCACACACACACACACACACACACCACAUACUGGUAAAAGGACAAUAGUGUGCAGGUGGUCACACUUUCUUUUUCUGCACCACUUUUACAACAAGACAAAACAAAACCAAUAUUAAAAAAAUUGAGAACAGGAAUGGGAAGAGCGAAAGAUCAAGGGAAAAAGAAUACCAAGUUACAUUUCGUUAAGGUGCUUAUGAUCUUAGAACUAUGCAACCUAAUAGGUUUGAAACUGUUUACCUGAGAGAGAACAAAAAGAGAGACUUUUUUGUAUUGGAAGUAACCUGAUUAAUUUUUAUUUUCUUCAAGGAGAGAUACUUGAAAGGAAUAUGUUUGUCCAUCUGUUGGAUCCAAACAUUUCUAUAUUUUGUAAAUGUUGUUUUUUUUUUAUCGUUUACUAUUUGCACUACAAUGGUGUUUGACCUGUCUAAUCCUUAUUUAACAAGUAUUUUCUUUGG